Molecule: messenger RNA, 1751 nt
Organism: Boleophthalmus pectinirostris (great blue-spotted mudskipper)
Lineage: Eukaryota; Metazoa; Chordata; Actinopteri; Gobiiformes; Gobiidae
Product: protein lifeguard 3
Exons: 12
Coding region: 225-1205 (326 amino acids)
Biological process (GO): negative regulation of apoptotic signaling pathway
Cellular component (GO): endoplasmic reticulum; Golgi apparatus; membrane
Source: RefSeq, a predicted model, not a curated record
ACACAUUCACUCUGCGCAGACAUUCUGCUGCUGCUGUUGUUGGUGCUGGUGGAUUCCAGCGUACUCCACCCUGCUGUUGCUCGCCAUUCUUGCCUACUGCAAGACACGCGGAAACGACACAAACACUACUUUAACACAAGAAUACAUUUUAUUUCCACACUCUUAAUUGGAUUUAAAACACUUCUAACUUCGCGCGGGAGUAGACCAGCACAAGUUUUACGGUCAUGUCCUCAAAUUAUCCUCCAGGAUAUGAUGACCCAAACAAACCACUGAAUCCUCAAGGUGGAAGUUACCCUGCACCCCCACCCUAUGGCUUCCCAUCCUAUGGUGGUCCUCAGCCCAAUGCACCUUACCCCCCUGGCCCCAACGCUCACAUGUACCCAGGGCCUGGAGGGUACCCACCGGGCCCUUACCCAGGACAGCCUCAUGCUGGUGGACCACCUCCCAUGCCACCUGUGAUGCCACCCACCAUCCCUGCAGAUGUAUUAGAGUCUGGUAAUGCUGAUGGCUUUGCAGCAAGUGAUGGUGCAUGGGACACUGUGAGCCUUCGACAUGCCUUCAUCAGGAAGGUCUACAUGAUUCUGGCUGCUCAACUUACUGUCACAGCUGCCAUUGUGGCUGUUUUCACAUUUGUUGAGUCCGUCCGGGACUUUGUUCAAAAAAACCAAGCACUCUACUGGGCAUCAUAUGCCGUGUACUUCGUCACCCACCUGGUGUUGGUGUGCUGCACAGGGCCCAGGAGGAAACAUCCAUGGAACUUGAUUCUUCUGCUUGUCUUUACUUUGGCCUUGUCCUACAUGACAGGAACCAUAUCUAGUUUCUAUAGCACAAAAGCUGUGUUUCUGGCUGUAGGCAUCACCGCUGUGGUCUGCAUUGCUGUCACAGUCUUCUGUUUCCAGACCAAGGUUGACUUCACAAAGUGCCAGGGCCUGUUCUGUGUCCUUGGGAUCGUAAUGUUUGUGACUGGCAUAAUCACCGUCAUCGUGCUGUCAUUCAAAUAUAUCUACUGGCUACAUAUGGUCUAUGCCGCCAUGGGAGCCAUAGUCUUUACUAUGUUCCUGGCUUACCACACACAGUUGUUAAUUGGCAACAGGAAGUAUUCUAUUGGCCCAGAUGAGUAUAUUUUUGCUGCUCUCUCCAUCUAUGUGGAUGUAAUCCAGAUCUUCCUUUUCUUACUGCAAAUUAUUGGUUCCUCAAACAGAUAAAAGUAUUACUGGUAGAGAUACAUUGGCUGCUUCUAAACUAUUCCAUGCUUUAAGUUUAUAAUCAAGUUACAUUAAUAACUUUAUUGUACCAGUCACUAUAAAAGGUUGUAGUAUAAAAUAGAGUAACUACAGCAGAUAUGUAUCAUUAAUAGCUUAACUCUAGUUUGAGGCAGAGGAUGAUGGUAAACUAUAACUGAUCAUGUUUUAAGCCAAUGAAGUCUUAAAUUGAUGUAAUUGCUCUUUAUUACUUUACGGUUUUCAGCACUAUUUUGCUACUCUUAAUGCUAACAUAUACAACAUUUUCAUAUAAUUUUGUGCCAUAUGUAAAAUAGUCAGUCAUGUUAGUUAUUUGUCUCAGAAUUUUGUUCUACUGGGUCUUUUUGUGGCUUAAUCCAACAUUGUAUUUCCACAAACAACUUACCCAUUUUAGAUAUGAAUUUGAAUGUAAAAUUGGCAUAAGCCUUUUGCUGUAUUAAAUUCUGAUUUGUGUAGAACAUGUGUAUAUAUAUUACAUAAAGACUAAUAAAGUUGGAUUUUCUCAACAUA